Molecule: messenger RNA, 7985 nt
Organism: Notolabrus celidotus (New Zealand spotty)
Lineage: Eukaryota; Metazoa; Chordata; Actinopteri; Labriformes; Labridae
Gene: zdhhc22
Product: zinc finger DHHC-type palmitoyltransferase 22
Exons: 3
Coding region: 199-1032 (277 amino acids)
Biological process (GO): protein palmitoylation
Cellular component (GO): Golgi apparatus
Molecular function (GO): palmitoyltransferase activity
Source: RefSeq, a predicted model, not a curated record
UGAAAGGAAAACUCGCAACAGGAGACGCAUCCGGACCAGCAGGCGGCGGUAGACGGAGCGGCAGACCCCCAACAAUGAGCAGGGACGUGGAUGUGUCUGUGAAACACUUUGAGAGCGCUUGAAUGAACGUGCUGAUCCCCGAGCCGAGCCUCCGUGGUGCUGAAGGGACAGCUCCCCAUCUCACUGACAUCUGCAGAUAUGUUCACCCGGAUGUUAAAGCUGAGACUUCUCAAUGCUGUCGCCCCUACAUACUUCUUCAUGGCCACAGCAGUCACCUUCAUUUUACACUUUGGCUUCUUCAUCCCAGCAAUCUUCCCAAACCCAGACACAUCUCUGAAGAGCUCCACGACUCUUCACACUGUUCUUUUUCUGUUCUUGAUGUUCAACGCUCUGGGGAACUACAUAAUGACUAUUAAAUAUCCUGCUGAAAGUGCCAACGAGACUGUGGUGCCGGUGUGUUCGCCACACUGUUCGGACAAAGUGGACGCUCACUACCUCCUCAACGGUCGCCACUUCUGCAAACUGUGUAAGAAAGUGAUUCUGAAGAGGGAUCAUCACUGCUUUUUCACGGGGAACUGCAUUGGAAACAAAAAUAUGCGCUACUUCAUCAUGUUCUGCAUCUACACUUCAUGUACGUGUUUGUACUCGUUGGUUCUCGGUGUGGCCUUCCUCACAGUGGAGUACUCCAUCUCUUUCGAGAACCCACUCACCUUCCUCACUCUCCUCCCCCUCUCCACUGGUUACUUCUUCAUGGGAACUAUCUCAGGCCUGCAGCUGUUCCUGGUGCUGAUGCUCUAUGUGUGGCUUGGCAUUGGCCUGGUUUGCGCAGGUUUCUGUUGCCAGCAAGUGCUCCUAGUGGCCCGUGGACAGACCUGGUGCCAGAUGCAGAGGGGGCAGCUGGUGGAGAACCGCAGUCCCUGGAGAACCAAUCUUAAAGAUGUUUUUGGUACCCGCUGGUUCCUUGGCCUAGUGCUGCCUCUGCAGACGGUGGAGACAUGCUCUGAAGAUAUGGACGCACAGAAACAAGACUGAGGGAUAACAAUGUGUCUUAUUAAUAUGUCACGUGAAAAGCACUAGUUGUAAAAAGUGCUCUCUUGGGAGUCAAGUGGUGAUUGAUUUCAAAUACUGAAUGGAUGCUUUAUGACCUUUAAAGUAGACCAUGAAAUAGUUAGCAGUUAGCACACAUUCCUUUAAGGACAGGAGCCAUAUAUUAGUGUGAAACUUUUGAAUAGAGUAAGAUUAAGUGUAUGCUUUAAGUAAGUCUCUGAUGACAAGGCAAUAUUAGGACAAAUAAGUUGGUGAUUAACAUCCAGCAGGUAUUCAAUGCUCUGCUCCUCUCUUGAAUCAGAAAAUAGAACAAUGCCUUCUUGCGUAAGUGCAUGCAUUCACAGCUUUACAUUUCAAUAUCGCAUCAUGCAGUUGCUCUGAGAUUACCAUUCAAGUGUGUUGUUGUGCUGCUCUUUUUUGUAGGAUGCUUUGAUGUGACUUUCAGGAAACUUCUAGUAGUUUCUGCAACAAUAACUGACUUCUUUGUUAAGGGCUAGCAGAUACGGAAACUACAGGGUCUAAAGCAUAAACUGCCAGGCUUGACAACAAUAAGCUGUUACAUGUUUAGCCUGAAGUUUUCUACUCAGAUGAAUGUGACUCAGACAGUGUGAUGCAGAUACAGUAAUGUGCUCCUUUAUAAGAGUGGGUGGGAAAAUGUGAUAGUGAUUACCGUAUUAUUAUCCAGGGUAUUAUUCACAAUGUGCCAUACACUCAUGUCUUAUACGCUUACAGAAUACCCCAAAAUUUGAGGUAUUCACUGCAUUGCUAAUGAAAGGGCGUCUUUUUAAUAACAGUAAGGACUUUCACUGUAAUACUGAAAUACUCAUCAUGUGAAAGAUGUUUUGGAUUUCAAUACAUAUACUUUUAAGAGCUAUUUUGUCUAUUCCUGUAAUACUAAUAAAAGCAUUUUAAUCACAGCACCAAUAAGUUCUUUGUUUUAAAAGUGAUAAUUCAGUGAAAUAACAGACAACAGAAAUGACGUUUAAAGUUUUUAUGACUGUUCAUCAUGUCAAAGUGGCUGUUGCUAAAGAAACAAUACAAAGAAAGCACAUUUCACAAAAACAGAAAAAAGCAAUCUCUGAAAAAAUCUCUUCAUAAAGUGUCAUUGCCCUUUGAAAUCAAGACCGAUUGGACUACCUUUUAGUUAGCAGUAACUAAAGAUUAAGGAAACGAUGCAACAGUUGUGUACUGUCGCAAUAAUAAAUACUAGAACAGUAAACCUAGACUCAACAUUUAAAACUAACUCAUUGAUGGCUUAACUUGUACUCAUGUUAUUCUCUACACAGCAGCUCCAAGCCAGGACGUGAUUCUUUUCAAAUCGGACAAGAAUAUUACUUCUUUGGAUAAAUUUCAGGACAUUCAACUUCCCUCCACAUGAAGCUCACAAUCUAAGCUGCUCAGUAUUAAUAUGAAGUACAAACACUGACAUGUUCAAAAAGGCACAGGCAUCCAGAAAAGCAUUUCAAUUAACAUUUUUUUUCCAAAACAGAACGCUCACACAUGAACACAAGUCGUAACAUUCGUCUAAAAUAAUGUCAGUCAUUAUAUAACUUAAGUGCAAGAGUCUAACGCAAAAAUAAACCAUUUAGCUGUCAUUUCAAAAUCUAGACAUUUUAAUCAAUAACACGUAAUACUGAGCUCAAGCAGGAAUGAACAUGGCAGCUACAAAGUAAGAGUAAAGGAGAUCUGUUAGUUCAUGGCUACAGCACUUCACCUGCUACAGUUGAAACUUGUACAAACUCCACUCGGUUCUUAGCGGCAUUAUUUGACAAAAGGAGCUUGCUUUGCAAAGACUUCAUUAUGUGCUCAGUCUGUUUACAUUAAUCACAUGGCUUUAGUCUGGGUCAGAAACAUAAAACAAAUAAAUAACACUUAGACCAAGUGACUAAAUCAUAUCAACAUUUCACUGUUUAGCCCUCCUAUUGUGAGCUACCCAGAUGUUAUUUUUGAAAUAUAGAACACAAGCUGCCAGUAAACAUACUUUCACUUACAUGAAACAUCAGCUAACGCAGGUUCAUUGGCUGACAGAUUUCAAAAUCAAAGUAAACAAUAAAAAGUUAUCAAGACAGCGCCCAGUUGAUUAAUGAUGCUUCAAAGGGCAGACAUAACCAUUCAGGUUUUCGGUUUGAUUGAAAGAGUUUGUAUUCUUCUUGUCAUCUCUAUCAGCAAUUAUAUUCAAGGCAUGUAUAAGGUAUUAACCCCAUGUUUCCUCACAUGUGCUGUAAGGCAUGCAUUUUAUGCAAUCAGGGGUCCAAUAUAUAGAAGCCAUAGCCCUAUAGCAAGUUAAACUUGCCACUUUGAAGCAAGAGAGACAAUAAAAUGUAUUAUAGGCAAGGGUUUUAAGUGUUAGCAUGCUUCCAAACCGCCACUCGGUAAUAAUAGGUGUGCUUCAGUCUUAAUUCAAACCAGCAGUUCUACAUGUUCGCUCCAUAACUCUUACAUUUCAGAGGAUUUCUCCUGACAGAAGUGUGAAAGUGUAGAGUUAAGAUUAGUUACAGCUUGUUUAGUUAUAAAGCUGUGUGCUGUAAGUUUUACUUCAAGCGAGGAAAGCUUAUGUUGUUAUUAUUUGAGAUAUGUUUUUGCCUUCAGCAAUCCAUCCUGUGACCCCUUUAAUAGAGAACUGCUGUUCAUGCCUAUCUUAAUAUUAUGCCAGGACUCUCGGAGCUUUAGCUGCCCACUGCUCCUUGUCUGUGUGCUGCAGAGAGAGCUGCAGUUUAGUCCAGAGCUGCGGGUCUCCGCUGCUCAGAGCCUCCAGCAGCAGAGCCGUUUGCUCCUGAAGCUGCUGGAGCUGACCUUGGGUGCGCUUAUUUUCCUUGAUCAGCUGCUUUGUGCGCAUGGUGAUGCCGAGCAGGCCAGAUUUGUUGAGGAUGUUGUAGGUAUUGCUGAAACGUUUGAGUUUGUUGUUGUCCACAGAGAAGGGGUCCUGAUCAUCAUCAUCCUGCAUCUCGUUGGAAUCAGUCUCAGUCCUGAAAUCAUCUGUGUAUGGGAGCAGACAGCUGGUCCCUGCCAGCACUGAGAAGGACGUGUCAGUGAGUUGCUUGUGACUCUGAGCUGCCUGUGGUUGGUUGUCUGCUGCUUCAAAGCUGGAGAUGGGUUUGAUUGUGCUCUGCAGUGCUGGCUGCGGGCUGGGAGAGCUGUACAGCCUGUGGCUGUGGUGAUGCCUCCUCUGUCGCCGCUCAUAUCCUGAUGUUGAACUCACCCUCACCCUGGAGGAUCCCACCCUCUUAGUUGGUGUGUCUGCAGGUUGUGGGGCAAUUCUGGGAUAUGACUUAAGGAUGGGCAUGUAGCUUUUAGAUUGUUUUUUAUUUUCAGGAGCAGACUUUUGAGAGCUGCUGCUGCUGCUGCUGCUGCUGCUAUUUGAUACCACUGGCUGCAGAAGAACAACCUGUGACUGAGGCAUUACUUCCAUGGGAGACGGAAAGCCCCACUGUUUCUCUGUGGCGGUCAUUGCAGAUGGCUAGAGAAAAAAAUAUUGAAUACUUUAUUAUUGUGAUAUAUUUAAGAUACAGUGCUUAAACAAAAGGGACGGAACAAAACUGAACAAUUAAAACAGGACACCAAAGCAAUCAGAUGAAUAGGUGAGAAGAAAAUGAGUCUCGUUACCCCGUUUUAAAGAGCAGGGGGCGCCUACGGACUUUUGACCUUCUCUGAUUAAUGUCAUCAAGUUUGUUAGAUCUGUAGCUCAGUAGAGGCUUACAGACAUGGAAGUGAUGUUUUGCAGUUGAGGCAGUUGCAUUGCCAGUGUCCCCCACACAGAGACGGUAAACAUGCAUGCAAAAUAAUAUUUGCUGAUCAUUUCAAGAUUUCAUUUUUGUCCAUUUACGAUAAUAAUCCACGAUCAAUGACUUAGUGAACAAUAUCUCUCUCUCUUUCUCACUCUACUCUUUCUGGUAUAUGUUGCGUUGGUCUCCACACCUGCUCUUCUGGUAACAUAGAGGAAAAGAGAGACUAAAUGGACAACGAAAUGUUGGCUUCCCCCAUAUGAGCUUAUGGCUCUUCAAAAUAUUGAAGUGCACAUUAGUGAUCAAAACUAAUAAAGAAAACUAGGCAUAAGAGGGCAAAACUUGAAUGUAAAUUUGGCUACCUACACUCUUAAAAAAUAUGAAAGUAGUCACAGCAUGAACCAAGCAUUGUGAAUCAAAUUGUGGGUUGAGUGUAUUGUUGCAUCCCUGAUAACAAUCUGAUACAUACACCUUUUACCAUAUUUCAGCACCCUUUUCAGUCAUUUUGUCUCACUGAUUCUGGCACUGCACUCUCACAGCAACAUGUAUUUUUACCCUGAACUGAUUAAGAACUCUAGUUGAGUGAACAUAAAAUAAAGUAAAAAGUAGAAAGGUUGGACCUUUGCUACAAAAUCCAGACAUACAUCUCUAAAAUGAGACAGCAAAAAUGUGUAAAUCCCCCUCAGUUACAAGAAAGAAGAACAGAGUACAUUUGAGGAAGUACAGUAUGAUUCGGUGGUACUAAAUAUGUGCUGUGUUCCAGCUGUUUGGCUGAGGGUUGACUUCCCUGUUUCCAUAAUUUUGGAAAAACAUAGGCCACAAAUGCAGGCAAAAAAGCUCAAAUGUAACAAGGCUACUUACAACCCCCCAAAAGUAAUAAUCAAACAGUGCUAGGUAGAGACAGGCACACAGGGUUGUUGUUGGGUUUUUACCUGCUUUAAGACAAAGUUAUUCAUGAUGAUCAUCGGAGAUAGUCCAGCGUAUGAGCCUCCCAUCAAAGCCACCUGAGGUCCAGUCUGGUCCUGGCUGAUAACUGACCCGCUCCUGCCCACAUCCUCAGAGUCAGUCAGAUCAACUGCACUGAGGUACUCUGAGCUCGCAUCUAAGGAGGGGAGGACAAAAGAAUGAGGAUCUCAUCGUAUUUGAAAACAACUUGUUUACCUUUCUGUUGUGUCUGUGAGAGAAGCUCAGUGCUAUGGAAACAGUGAAGGAUACAUUUACGCUUCACCAGAGGGCCUUGAAAAAUGAUAUCAACAACCUGAUAAGGAGGGCUAAACAACAUUCAGGUCAGUGCUCAAAGUGUAAAUAAAAGUCAUCUGAAAAAAUGACCCAAUUGAUGACAGCUUAAACAAAAUAACAUGACCUAGAUCCCUACAUUUGAUAUGGGUUGACCUUGUUAAUCCCUUUAUAGCAGCUUUUUUUUAAUAAUAUAAAUUAGUGGUAAGGUGUAAAUAAGGUGUAAAAUAAAAACAUUGGGGAGAACACAGAACUGAAAGGCAUGUGACUAUAAAGCAACUUUAUAGACUCAAACCUGAGAAGCCUGAAUCCCUCUCCAGGUCAGGCUUGGAUGCUCCAUGGUGUGUUGUCCUGGUGAAUGGAUACGUCUUGUGCCGAUAAGGCCUGUUGAAACGGUUCAUGUUUGCCUGCUUUGAAAAAGAAAAAGAAAGUUUUUUAGUUUAACAAUGUACCAUAAUGUACCAGAGCCUGAUAUGCUAAUUAGGGAUGUAAGGAUAUAUCGCAAAUUGGUAAAAAAUCGAUACAAAUAAGGGUGAAUUAAAAUCAACAAAAUUUGUAUAGGGAUACUAUUUUUAAACAGUAGAAGGCCCUAUCUGCAUUAAACUCUGCUUGUUCAUCAUCAUUAAGUCUCUGUGGCUGAGUGACAGGUCUCCACGAGCGCUUUUUUUCUCCGCUACUGGACUGAUUCUGACCCGGUUGCGCUCCCGGCUGACACUUGACCGCGUUGACAUGCUUUUUUUUCUCAGUAAGAACGAGUAGACAGAAAACUUUGAGUCUAAAAUAUGAUUCUGUUCAGUUGUCCUGUUGCAGUAAAUCCACAUGUUGUAGUCUGAGUCUUCACAGAUGACCAUGCGUCCACGGAGAUUAUUUAUAAGCCUGCUCCUCAUGUUGAUAUUCAGCGUGUUUAACAUUUUGAACACCUCAAUAUGAUAAGUAGCUGUUUAAUACCAUCAGUGAUAUACACUGUGGCAAUGUGGCAUUACUUUUUGACAUGGAAAACUUUUACGUUUUUUUUUAUAAUUAAACGAUAAUUGAUCGUUAACAUUUCAAAAGAUUGAUCAAGUAGAAUACUUGAAAUUUACAUCCCUAAUUUAAAGAGAUUUACCUUAACCUUUUUUAAAAUCCAAUACUUUCAUUUGGGAAUCAUUAAAUUUCCUUUUCUUUAUAAUUGUUCUGAAAUUUUCCAGCAAGGUAUUUUUAUGCAGUAGUUUAGUUUUUUUGCAAGGUGCUGAAAAAGGUGUGCAGUGGUUUUGUUUAGACAGAUAGACAGACAGUUGGAUAGACAGACAGACAGACAGACAGACAGACAGACAGACAGAUAGAUAGAUAGAUAGAUAGAUAGAUAGAUAGAUCUUUAUUAGGAGAUUUGUUGCUCACCAGACAAAGCUUCUGCCAAACCGGGCUCGCCUACAGUAUGGGGAUCUGUAUUUGAUUCUGAGUUUGAGUUACAACACACACUAAAAAUGAAAAAGGAUUAUUUUGUUUACAAAGAAGUAUAAGAGAAAAAAUAUAUAUUGCAAGUGACCAAAUCUGAGAGUUGAAAUAAAAUAAUAGUUAUUUAAAUUUUGAGUUCAAUCCAGUUUUCUUGAAAAUCGUUAGAUAAUCGUGAGUGAAUCGUAUCGUGAACCAAAAAUCGGGAUUUGAAUCGAAUCGUGGGUUGAGUGUUUCCUUACAUCCCUAAUAUUAACCCAUGGUGUUUGAUUUUGGGUGGGGGUUUUGUGAGUGUGCCGCAUCGGGUGAGGACAUUGAGAUAUGCUGUAUGGGUAAUCAUUCAUUAAUCCGUAUAGAAUAUGUAAUAUAUGUAAUAUAUGGUUGAUAUGUAUGUGAUGAAUAUAAUACUUAAUGAAUAUGGUGUGUGAUUAAUGUAUAUAUGGUGAGUGUAGUGUGUUGUGAAUAUAUAUCAUUUAUUGUAUGAAUUGAUGUGCUUUGGCAAUAACAAGUCUUUGUUCAUGCCAAUAAAGCAAAUUUGAAUUGAAAUUG